This is a messenger RNA of Geodia barretti, 209 nucleotides long. The record is from the annotation of a GenBank genome assembly. Lineage: Eukaryota; Metazoa; Porifera; Demospongiae; Tetractinellida; Geodiidae.
GUCUGUUACUCUCAAUCUCACUUCUCGAAUGUCUGUUCGUCCCAGAAACGCUACCAUCUACCCAACGGGCGACGAAGGUCAGAAAAUUUGUGGGGUUUUCUCUGAAACUGCUCCGUUGCAAAGCUAGAAAAAGCCAAUAUGCAAAUACGAAACGGACGGGAUGGCUUACCGCGGUCUGAUCGAUCCGCGUGCUCUGCGUACCUCUGAGG